Messenger RNA from Acyrthosiphon pisum (pea aphid), 314 nucleotides. RefSeq lists its product as uncharacterized. The record is from RefSeq and is a predicted model, not a curated record. Lineage: Eukaryota; Metazoa; Arthropoda; Insecta; Hemiptera; Aphididae. Bases 1 to 291 code for a protein of 96 amino acids. The transcript is spliced from 3 exons.
AUGGAGGCUGAUGGUAUAGUAGAAGGAUUUUUGAAAAGUGUGGAAAUGCAUGGACUAAAAUAUAAUCGGCUUAUUGCUCAAAAAAUAAAAGGAAUUCAAAAAGAUUUGGCUAAUGCUCCAUUCCAUCGAUUAGGACAACAUACAAAUUGCGAUUCCUAUUUUUGUAAUGGUUCUAAUCUACAGAAUACACUAAACUUAGUUCCCGAAGCAGAAAAUAAUGAAAUCAUGAGUGAAAUCCAAAAUAUAAUGUCCAGAUUAAUUACAAACGCCGAAAGUUUACUCGAAAAUUAAAACAAUAAUAUUUGCAAUCAAUU